Molecule: messenger RNA, 1080 nt
Organism: Penicillium diatomitis
Lineage: Eukaryota; Fungi; Ascomycota; Eurotiomycetes; Eurotiales; Aspergillaceae
Product: mitochondrial 54S ribosomal protein uL24m
Exons: 2
Coding region: 1-1080 (359 amino acids)
Biological process (GO): translation
Cellular component (GO): mitochondrion; ribosome
Molecular function (GO): RNA binding; structural constituent of ribosome
Source: RefSeq, a predicted model, not a curated record
AUGCAGAAGGUUAUUCAAAGGGCGGCUUCGGCCAGGAAGCAGGCCCAGAAGAAGAUGUUCCGGGCCAAGCGAAAAGAGGAUGUGUCCAGCAAGAAGGACAACGCGCGGACGCGAAAGGAAUACAACCAGGCCUUGAGUACCACAUUGAAGGAGGCCCGGCAGGCUCGUUGGGAGGAUUGGCAAAAGGGCGAACUCGCCCCCAAACGCGACAGCGGACUCGCAGCUACAACCUAUGGAGCCCUCAACGCCUCGCUCAUGCACCCUCCUCGCGUGCCGGGACACCUUCGCCGAAAGCACAUCCUGUUCGCACCCGGAGAUCGAGUGUGCGUGAUUCGUGGUCGUGAUAAGGGCAAGAUUGAGGAAAUUGCUCAAGUGAAUGAGGAGAGCGAGACUGUACUGAUCAAGAAUGUUCAUGAGGCCGACAUCAAUGUGCCCGAAUGGGCAAAGGCCUCAAUGGGCAUCAAGAGCGACGUACUCGCCCAGAGCAUGCCCGUGCCAAUGGACGAUGUUCGACUGGUUUUCGCCAUGACCGACGGGAACACGACAAAGGAUUACAUUGUUCAACACGCCUAUGCUGGAAGGCCCUACCUCGAGCGACCGACCUGGAGUAAGAUGCCUCGAUACACCCGAUAUGUUGCAGGUCUGAACAUCGAAAUUCCCUGGCCUACUGAGGAGGAGCCCCAAUUCGAGGACGGAGCUUUCGACACAACACGAAUGGAAGUCGAAGAAAGCACCUGGGUUCCCUCAUUGGACAACCCUCCCUUCCCUUCCACCAUCAUUGAUGAACUGCGAAACAAAUACUCUCGCUUCCGAACACGUCACGACGAAGAAUACGUGCGAGAGAAGGUGUUGGACGAAUACCGCCAAGAGUUCCUUGCUAGCCAGGCACUCUUGACCCCCGCAGGUCAACUGAAGAAAUGGAAGGUGGAGCAAAACAUCCAAGCCAGAAAGGCACGGACGGAUGAGAAUGGCAACAUGAUCUUGGAUUCGGAGACGGCCAACUUCAUUGAACGCUUUAUGAGCCAGAGCGCGGCCCCCAAGCCCAACAAGAAGACAGGCAAGGCCAAAGUGACUGCCUAG